AUAGUCUCAGGAAGACGAGGGUCGACCCUCCACUCGUCACUGCCUCCCAACACAACUCUCACAGCCAUCAACAAACACUGCCUCUAAUUAUAUAUCGCAGGGCCAGUUCAGGAUUCUCGAGGCUUAGUGACUGAAAAUUUCCUCGUGACUGAAAAUGCGUUUGAGUGACCCAGUUGAUCUACGAGGAUAUUGAGAGGAGGAAAUGGCGUCGAUGUUGCCUCGAGACUUCAUGCCUAUGGAAAUAGUGAACCCUGAUAUAAUGGGCGAGGAUGGUGAGGAAGAGGAAGAAGGAGUAAUGGAAGUUUCUGAGACAGAGGAAGAGAUGGAUGGAAGCAGUCGCAAUCAGGAAGGAAGGAAGGAAAAACGGAAACCUUCCAUCCAAAGGGAGCUGGCUGAUGCUAUUGUUCGUCUGGCACCCCUCGAGGAGUUGAGGAUCUUGCUCAAGUGUGGUGCCAAUGUGAAGGACACUGUAACCCAGGGCUUGUCCCCUCUACAUUAUGCUGUGUGGCAGCGGUACCCAGAGGCAGCAGAGUUCCUCAUUGAUGAAGGUUGUGAUAUCAAUGCGAAAGAUGAUAUAGGUUACACAGCGCUGCAUCUGUCAGCAGAACACGGGUACAUAGAGAUGAUGGAGGUGCUGCUCAAGCAUGGUGCUCAGGUCAACUUUAACAUCCCACCCGAGGACGAGGAUGACUUUCCCACAGAUGCCUACGACGAGCCUCUCCGUCUGGCUCUUAAGCAUGACCACUUCGAAGCUGCCAAAGUGCUACUGGAGCAUGGAGCCAACCCCAACACCAGGUACUUUUUUGGCUCAGAGAUCAACUUGGUUAAUCCUCUCAACACUCAGCUGCUGCACCUGCUGCUCUCGUAUGGUGCUAACCCCAACGCUAGAGACCGACAGGGCUUCACACCUAUCAUGAAGUGCUGUCGCUUACAACAGGGUCUGGAGGCAGUUUCUAUCAUUCUUUUGGGGUCCCAAACAUUGUUGGCAGGAUGGGUGCAUGUAUCCAUUCUGUCCAUGCCUGUCUAUGCUCUUGUGUUCUUUAUCCCUGGUGUCUUCCUUUUUGAUCUUAGUUAUCUUUCAUGUAUUUCUGGCUGCUUAUAUUUUUCAGCAGUUUUUCUUUUUUUUUUUUUGGCCUUCAGGAGGAAUUGCCUAUAUUUUCACUCUUCCCCCACUUCCCGUGCAUCACUUCUGAACCCCCUCAACAGGUCCGUGCUACACUAUGCUGUUCUCUCCGGCUCUGUUCCUAUUGUUAACCUCCUCCUCAAACAAGGUGCCAGGGUCAACUUUGAACCGGAGUAUAAUAAACCGACACCUCUGGAUUUGGCUAUCCUCAAGGGGGAUGUUGAAAUGGUGCGGCUCAUUAUUGAACAUGAUCCCAAUCUAGAUGCAAGCUCCCCCAUCAUUGGUUCUCCCCUUCACAUGGCAUGCAGCGAAGGAAUUCCUAACCGUUUGGAGAUCUUGAAGCUACUGCUGGAGAAAGGAGCAAACCCCAACCUGGUGAUUGUUGGAGAGGACAACACUCCCAUUAAGCCAGCACUGGGAGAGUACCUGUCAUCAAAUGAAGAUCCAGAUGUUGAGGUUGUCAACCUUUUCCUUAGAUAUGGUGCAGAGGUUGUGAUGCAGAGCCAAAACAGAGAUCCGCGAGGCCUCCUAAAUUGUCUUCCCAACCUCACCAAGAGACCAGAUGUCCUCAUCACCCUCCUGGAGGCAGCUCAGCGGUUUGAUCUGGCUAUCAUUAAACACUCAUCACUUAUUGAUAAUGAUCAGAGAAAGAUCUACCUCAAGGUUGGCCAGUCACCUCUUCCCCUGAAGCACUUGGUGCGUGUCUUCCUACGACAGGAACUUGGCGAGAAGAUCCCACUAAGAAUUGAUGAGCUGGAUCUGCCAGUAAUCAUGAAGAAGUACCUGCUCUAUGAAAUCAGCUAACUAAUUAGUCACCUCUAGCAUUUAAGGUUUAGUUUUAAGCUUUUGUGCAUUAUGUAUAAGUGUUGUUGAUAUAUUUUUAUAGUUAAAAGAUUCUUAGGCCAAUUCCUUCUUUAAACUGGCUCUAAAUUAUUUGUGAAUUCUUAAUUAUUUAAAAUUGAAAAUAAUUUACAUAAUGAUAUUUCAACUGAUCAUCACAUUCACUUAUCUUCAAAAUUCAAAUACUGUAUCAUAACAAUCAGGAAUAUUUUUGGUUGUCAAGGUCUGUUAAUAUUGCAUUAAGUAAUAUUUACAUUUUGGAACUAAGGACAAGAAAUGAUUAAUCUUGAUAGUUUCCAUUGCACAAAAUAAUGUAGGGUAACUAUUACUUUUGAGAUUGUUGGUUUAUAGGGUUUAAAGAGUAUCUAUUAUGCAUUUUUCAUUAAGGCUGCAUGCUGCUUGUAAACUACCAGUCAAGAAUACUUUAUUCCUAAAAAGAGGGAUUAAAGUCUUUAUACACUGAGAGACCUCAGUGUGAGAUGCAGAGAGUCAACCUAAUUAACUUUGUGGGUAUUCCAAUGAUUAGCCUCCUCUCCUUCCCCUCCCACAAGAAAAUUAUUAACUAUAGUAGUUAUGAAGAUUCAUAAAUAGGCAAAGCAAAUUGAGCUUUUUAAAAUGUAAAUUUUAGCAAGAUUAGGCUUUUAUUAUUAGUUUUGGUACAAUAACAGUUUUAUUUUAAAAACUGCAUAACAUUAAUCAGCUGUUUCCCUAUAAUAAAAGGAGGCAGUUAGUCUUCAGGUCAAUAUUUUUUUGUGAUAUUUCCACAUUGAGGUUAUAUUUACAGCAAAUUAAAAAGUAAUUAAGGUAGGUACUUUAUUUGUGGCUGGUCGGGAACAUUUAGCCCACACAUUGAGUGUAAACUCACUGUUAACGGCUUUCAGUUAACUUAGAAUAUCGGCAUCAAUACAUUGCUUAUCUGCAGUUUUCUACUUUUGAUAUUAGUGAAUCACUCUUAGACACUGAAAUCUAGUUUGACUUUUGUAUUUUAUUGGAGGAGAAAGGUUUAUAAUGGCUUUAAAGAAUAAAAAGUCACAAUACUGUGACUAGAAUAAUCCACCAAAAGCCUGCACUUAGAAGAGAAACAAUGACUGUGUUCUAUCCUGGACCAUUGUCAAGUCACUUCUGUACUACUACUGCUACUGUACUACAGAUUCACUACAUUAUAUUUUACUUCUAUCACUGCUGCUCAUUUCUGUUACUACUAUUGUUACAAUAUUUACUGUACUACUACUACUACUACUACAGUAGACCCCCGGUUUUCAUAAUUAAUCCGUUCCAGAAGGUUGGCCAAAAUCCGAAAUGGUCGAAAACCGAAGUAAUAUUUCCCAUAAGAAAUAAUGUAAAUCCAGUUAAUCCAUUUCAAGACAACCAAAAAUAUUAACAAAAAGUACAUUUUAUGGAGAAUAACUAUAGUUUUCCUAGGUGUAGUAGGUUGGUAGACAGCAACCACCCAGGGAGGUAUUACCAUCCUGCCAAGUGAGCGUAAAACGGAAACCUGUAAUUGUUUUACAUGAUGGUAGGAUUGCUUGGGUCUUUUUUCUGUCUCAUAAACAUGCAAGAUUUCAGGUACGUCUUGCUACUUCUUACACGUAGGUCGCACUACACAUACAUGUGCAAGCAUAUAUACAGUGGACCCCCGGUUAACGAUAUUUUUUCACUCCAGAAGUAUGUUCAGGUGCCAGUACUGACCGAAUUUGUUCCCAUAAGGAAUAUUGUGAAGUAGAUUAGUCCAUUUCAGACCCCCAAACAUACACGUACAAACGCACUUACAUAAUUGGUCGCAUUCGGAGGUAAUCGUUAUGCGGGGAUCCACUGUAUAUAUAUAUACACACACCCCACUGGGUUUUCUUCUAUUUUCUUACUAGUUCUUGUUUAUUUCCUGUUAUCUCCAUGGGGAAGUGGAUCAAAAUUCUUCCUCCGUAAGCCAUGCAUGUUGUAGGAGGCGACUAAAAUGCCAGGGGCAAGGGGCUAGUAACCCCUUCUCCUGUAUAUAUUUCUAAAUGUAAAAGGAGAAACUUUCGUUUCUCCUUUUGGGCUACCCCACUUCAAUGGGAUACAGCCGGUGUGUUGAAAGAAAGAAAGAACUAUAGUUUUACAUACAGAAGACAAUGAGAAAUAAAUGACUAAUUUUAAUGAUAAAUGAACAUUACAUACCUUUGUUGAAGACUCUUGUCAGUGAGUAGUAUUUAUUUAUAGUCCCAGGCGGACUACAUCCCUGGUGUAUACCUACCAGCUACUUACACUGCGGCCUAUAGCCAUAUUAUUAUCAUAGACAUACCAUGUUCAUUGAGUUCAAAAGCGUUUCUAACAACUAUCUUUAGAUGCCAUCAUAAACAAAAGGAGAAGUAAUGAAUAAUUCAUGCCGAGAAUUGUAAACGAAAGCUUAUGUAUUAAGGGUGGUUACUGGGCCAACGCAGAUUCAUAUGGUGUUCUCUACUGCUGGACCAGAGAAAACGUAAUGUGUACCCUCCACCACAUAUAAACAUUGCAUGUGAGUCACGAACGUAUGAGUGGCCCACGCGCACAUGUCUGAUACCAUCGAUUUCAGAGGAGUGGAUGUAUGAAAUAGGUGGGGGGGAUUUCGCUGAAAUCGCUCGAAAUCCAAAUUGUACGAUUUCCGCACCAGCCGAAAACCGGGGGUCCACUGUACUGCUAAUUCUAUGUUCACCAACAUGACUCCUCAUUGUGCUGCUUACUACCACAGUCUUAAUUUUUUCACUAAUUUGCUCACCCCAUUUGAGACUUGACAGUGGUUCAGGGGAGACCGAAAUAUUGUGAAGAUCCUCUCCUAAGUGCAGAUUAUGGUGAAAGUAGUUGGCUUAAAAUAAGUUCAUAGAUGGGGUUUUUAUUAAAUCAAAUCUUUUAAGCUGUCAUAAGUUUUCUAUCAAUAUAAAUUAAUGCCUAGUACUGAUUUAAGCAUAGUACACAACUGUUAAUGGUUGCAGUUAUAAUGUUUACAGUUAAAUGUAUUAGUAUGUUACUGUAUGGAUUUGAGAUAUAAAAAAUGCCAUUCAGCAUUUGUAGAAAACUGAUAUGUAUACGUUACGAAGACUACCCGCAACAUUGUAUCGUGAUGGACUAAAUAUUUGUUACAUGUAUGUUAGGCUUUAUAUUUAUUUGCCCUCAAAAUUGUAUACUAUUAAAGAUUAGUGUGGGUAGUAUACAAAUGUUAUCCAAGUUCAUGCAAUGAGAAUUUGCAUUACCUGAAUAUUUGUUUCCUCCUCCAUACCUCCUCCUUGAUGAGAUGAAUUUUAUUUAAUUAAAUAUAUAUUUAUUGAUUAUUUUUGCACCAAAACAGACAACCUAUUCUUGCAAAAAAAAAAAAAAAUUUUUUUUUUUUUUUUUUUUUUUGGGGGGGGGGGGAGGAGGAGGAGGAGGGCCAGAUCUUCAGGUGAUGAACUUUGUCAUGUUUAUCUUAAUGAUAACCCAAGCUUAGAUGUGAAUAUUUUGUAAAACUCUUGACUUCUGUAGAUAGGAGAAACAGGUAAUACUCAACACAUUACCAUUUAGAUUAAUGGACUUUCAUUAGUAUAUACAGUAGGUUUUGAAUUAUUUUUACAUAUCAAUUUUUAUGUGUAUAUGGGUGUAGUUUUGUAUUGUCAUAUAUAUGCAUGUAUAUAUAAUGUAUGCAUGUGUGUGUGUGUGUAUAUAUAUAUAUGUAUAUAUAUACAGUGGACCCCCGGUUAAUGAUAUUUUUUCACUCCAGAAGUAUGUUCAGGUGCCAGUACUGACCAAAUUUGUUCCCAUAAGGAAUAUUGUGAAGUAGAUUAGUCCAUUUCAGACCCCCAAACAUACACGUACAAACGCACUUACAUAAAUACACUUAAAUAAUUGGUCGCAUUCGGAGGUGAUCGUUAUGCGGGGGUCCACUGUAUAUAUAUAUAUAUUAUAUAUAUAUAUAUAUAUAUAAAUAAAUUUUUACAGUUUUUGUUUAACAUUGUCUUAAAUAAAAUCCUAUAAUUGAAUAGGAUGGUUCCAAUGUUCUGAUGGAGUUUUAUUUAUUUCAAAGAUAAUUCAUUAAAUUCCUGUGCUUUAAAUAAAGUAUCAGGAUCAUCAUUAAUGAAUAUGGAAAAUAGAGGUGGUACAGCUAUAACUAAUGGAUAGGUAGAGAAAAAUGUUUGAAUCUAUGAAAACAAGUCUCAUGUAAAAUAGCUGCAUAAAAUAGUUAACAUUAGCCAUUCUGUUUUUAGCUUUUAUUUAAACCAAAAUAAUUUAAAUUGAUUGGGAUGAAACUUGCCAUAUUGUGGUGUUCUUUAAGUCACUGUUUCCAAGAUUAACCCAAUUUUUUUUUUUGUUUGUAUCUGUGUAAAUAUUCUUUGAGAAUGCAGUAGCUUCUUCUCUUGCUAUCCUGCCUCAAGAUAGUGACUUUUUUUUUUUGUCUGCCAAUAGUAUGACUAAACGUAUGUACCAAGAAAGGUUUACGUUAAUGUAUGUUUUGCCAAAAUGUUUAUAAAGUGGUUAUAACGAUGCAUUUCCUUAUGCCACACAGUUACUUAGUACAAUGUUUUAAUACUGAAAUUAAACAUUAACAUUAUUAAGCUAAUGUAUACUCGACAUUGCAUCUUCCUUAUCUGUUGUGAUGCUAUAGAAAAACUCUACCUCUACUCUAUACCAUUAAUAACAAAUGAGCUCUUGCAUUUCCUCUGUACAAUAUUUGUUUAAAAAUAAAGUUUUUAACUUUG
Cherax quadricarinatus is the source of this 6645-nucleotide messenger RNA. The record is from RefSeq and is a predicted model, not a curated record. NCBI's taxonomy places the organism in Eukaryota, Metazoa, Arthropoda, Malacostraca, Decapoda, Parastacidae.